Messenger RNA from Parathielavia appendiculata, 1694 nucleotides. RefSeq names its product ribonuclease H-like protein. The coding region runs from base 123 to 1202 and encodes 359 amino acids. Gene Ontology annotation, cellular component: ribonuclease H2 complex. Gene Ontology annotation, molecular function: RNA binding; RNA-DNA hybrid ribonuclease activity. Gene Ontology annotation, biological process: mismatch repair; DNA replication, removal of RNA primer. Lineage: Eukaryota; Fungi; Ascomycota; Sordariomycetes; Sordariales; Chaetomiaceae. The transcript has a single exon. The record is from RefSeq and is a predicted model, not a curated record.
UCACAAUAACCCUCCGUCAGUCAGAAAAUAAUGUAGAACAGAACUUGGAGUUUCACUUUGGACCUAACCGAUCUCGCUCACCAAUCCGAUACACGAGACGAAAUCCAAAUAAGACCUUCACCAUGGAAGACUCGCGACAAACCGAAGACAUCGCCCUCGAGACGCCUCCCUCCAACAUCUUCAUCCCGCCCUCCAUCAUCUCAUCCUCCCUCCUCGCGGGCGACUCCUACAGCUACUUCUCCCCCGUUCCCUCCUCCCUCCUCCCUCCUCCUUCCUCCCCCCCAGGAACCACCGGCCCGCCCUGCGCCCUCGGCGUCGACGAAGCCGGCCGCGGCCCCGUCCUCGGCCCCAUGGUCUACGGCGUCUUCUACCUCCCGCUGCCCCUAUCCGACUCCUUACUCCGCCAAACCCACCAUUUCGAUGACAGCAAAGUCCUCACCCCCACGGUCCGCUCCUCCUUGAUGCAAACCCUUUGCACCCCCUCCACCGACAACCUGCUGCACACCUCCUGCGGCUGGGCUAUCACGGCGCUCUCCGCGCGGGACAUCGGCGCGGGGAUGCUCCGGCCCGGUGCGGGGUCAGCAUACAACCUCAACGCGCAGGCCAUGGACGCGACGGUGGAACUGAUCAAGGGGGUGUACGCGAGCGGGGUGAACAUCCGCGAAAUUUACGUCGACACGAUCGGGCAGCCGGCCGUAUACCAAGCGCGAUUGGAGAGGAUUUUCCCGACGGCCAAGAUCACGGUCGCCAAAAAGGCCGAUAGUCUGUACCCCUGCGUCAGCGCGGCGAGCGUGUGCGCCAAGGUCACGCGGGACGCCGCGCUGGAGACGUUGUGGAGGGCUAGGGGUAGGAGGGAAGUGGUAGAAGGAGAAGGAGAGGACGGAGAAGAAGAGGAGGGAGCCGAAACCAAGAUGGCCUGGGGCUCCGGGUAUCCAUCAGACGCAAGAUGUGUAUCUUGGCUCAGGGGCAACAUGCACCCUGUGUUUGGCUGGGGACCCGAGUGCAGGUUUAGCUGGGGUACUGCCAAGGACAUGUUGGAGGCGGCCCAGGCGAAGGGCGGCGGCGUCAAAGUGGAGUGGCCGGUCGACGAGGACAUCGAUACCCAUCGCGUGACCGACUUCUUUGUGUCAAAGGAUCAGGAAAGGGACGGGGACGAGCUCGGAACCUGGUUCAGCAUCCCAGCCGGGCUAGAGGCUUUUUGAUUUGCGAAUGUGUACUGGCGACCACUGCUGGAUAAUUGGCUAAAGGUACUGGCGUUCGAGGAGUUGUUUGGGCGUACGGAUAAUGAUAGAGAGAUAUCCUGUGUGGCACUCAACGACUGCCCCGCCUCCGAUGCAACAACCGACGAAACAAAAACUAUGUAAAACACAAAGGCGCGGCUCGAACACCCCAUCCGAAUCAUGUCUAGAUGUCGUCGUCGUCUCCCGCCUCGUAUGUCUUCUUCCCCCUGCUAUCCAGCCUAUCCAUGCUGAUCCCGGUACUGCUCUGCUGCCUGGCCGGCAUGGUGAUAGCCUGUCGGACCGUUUCGUUGCUCUCCAAGAAUUCACGCAGUUUCUCCUUGCCGAUCUCGACGGCUUGAUUGGACGCUGCGUUGGCCAUUUGCAUCAUAGGGCCGAGAAGGUUGAGUGUGUAGGUCACAUAGGUGCCACCGCCUAUGACCAAGAAAAGCAUGCAAAGUAUUGGGUUGCGCAACA